Messenger RNA from Pseudonaja textilis, 552 nucleotides. RefSeq names its product neuronal vesicle trafficking associated 2 (gene NSG2). The record is from RefSeq and is a predicted model, not a curated record. Gene Ontology annotation, biological process: clathrin coat assembly; endosomal transport. Gene Ontology annotation, molecular function: clathrin light chain binding. Gene Ontology annotation, cellular component: endosome; membrane. Lineage: Eukaryota; Metazoa; Chordata; Lepidosauria; Squamata; Elapidae.
AUGGUGAAGCUGGGAAGCAAUUUGAAUGAAAAGAACAAGCAGCAGCCGUCCAAUGAGGAUGGUUUUCAGACGGUUCCUUUGAUAACACCCUUGGAAGUCAAUCAUUUACAGUUCCCAGCUCCAGAAAAGGUGAUUGUGAAAACAAGAACAGAAUAUCAACCAGACCAGAAGAACAAAGGAAAACUUAGAGUGCCCAAAAUUGCUGAAUUCACAGUCAGUUUCACUGAUGGUGUAACAGAAAGGUUAAAGGUCACUAUUCUCAUAAGCCUGGCUCUUGCAUUCCUUGCCUGCAUAGUCUUUCUUGUGGUAUACAAAGCGUUCACCUACGACCACAGUUGCCCAGAUGGAUUUGUUUAUAAGCAUAAGAGGUGCAUUCCUGCCUCUCUCGAUGCUUACUAUUCAGCUCAGGAUUCCAACUCCCGGGGCAGAUUCUACACCGUCAUCAGCCACUACAGCAUGGCUAAGCAAACCAGCUCGCGGUCUGUAUCUCCCUGGCUUUCUUCAGGAUCGGUAAAUCAUGAAAAUAAGGCCACCAAGACAGAAGGCCAUUAA